This is a messenger RNA of Dermochelys coriacea (leatherback sea turtle), 1497 nucleotides long. RefSeq names its product complement C1q like 1 (gene C1QL1). The record is from RefSeq and is a predicted model, not a curated record. The coding region runs from base 66 to 1070 and encodes 334 amino acids. Gene Ontology annotation, molecular function: protein binding. The transcript has 2 exons. NCBI's taxonomy places the organism in Eukaryota, Metazoa, Chordata, Testudines, Dermochelyidae.
CCCGCCCCGCCGCUCCUUGCCGGAGCCGGGCGCCUGUCCUCGCUGCGCUCCGGCGGGGGGGAUCGAUGGGCAGAGACCAGCCUCCCGCCGCUCCAGCGAGCAGACAGGCGGCGGGAGGAGACGAGCAGCCGGCCGCUCCGCCUGUGCUCCUUUCCCGUCCCGGGCUGGGGGCACAGCGCCGCGGUCACCCGCCCAGGGGACCCCCCGGCCCGCUGUCCCGCCAGGCAGCCCCGCCACCGGGCACCAUUCCCCCGCCGGGGCGGCCGCGGCUCAGCGUGGGGAGGAAAACUUUGCUGGCUGCCGCGCUCGGCGUGGUGAUGCUGCUGGCGCUGGUGAUCCUCAUCCCGGCGCUGGUGAGCUCGGCGGGCGCGGGCGGGCGCUACGAGAUGCUGGGCACCUGCCGCAUGGUCUGCGACCCCUACCUGGGCCGGGCGGCCGCCACCGCCAGCGCCCGGCCGGAGCCCGAGCCCCCCGGCGGGCCGCCGCCGCCCUCCACGCUGGUGCAGGGCCCGCAGGGCAAGCCGGGCCGGCCGGGCAAGCCGGGGGAGCCGGGCCCGCCGGGGGCCAUGGGCCCGCCCGGGGAGAAGGGCGAGCGCGGCAAGCCGGGGCCGCCCGGCCAGCCCGGCCCGGCGGGGGGCAGCGGCGCCUUCAGCACGGCCACUUACAGCACCGCGCCCCGGGUGGCCUUCUACGCCGGGCUCAAGAACCCGCACGAGGGCUACGAGAUCCUCAAGUUCGACGACGUGGUGACCAACCUGGGCAACAGCUACGAGGCGGCCACGGGCAAGUUCACGUGCAGCGUCCCGGGCACCUACUUCUUCACCUACCAUGUGCUGAUGCGCGGCGGGGACGGCACCAGCAUGUGGGCGGAUCUGUGCAAGAACGGGCAGGUGCGGGCCAGUGCGAUUGCACAGGACGCGGACCAGAACUACGACUACGCCAGCAACAGUGUCAUCCUGCACCUGGACCCCGGCGACGAGGUCUUCAUCAAACUGGAUGGCGGCAAGGCUCACGGGGGGAACAACAACAAAUACAGCACGUUCUCGGGCUUCAUCAUCUACUCGGACUGAGCUCGCCCUCGCCAAGCAGACUGGGAAGGCUCCCCAGGCGGGGCCCAUCCCUAGAGCAUGGCCCGGGGGUCUGGCCCCGGCCUCCCUGCCACAUGGAGUGCUGGGGAGGGCAUCUGGCUGCCGACAGUGAGACCCUGACAUCUGCUCCUUUCCCUUCACUUCUUUCCUCCCCACAACAGCUACGCAGCCCCCAUGAGCCCCAUCUCACCUGAUGGCCACGUGACCCCUCGUGAGCUCCGUCUCAGCCCCCGAUGGCCAUGUGGCCCCCACAAGUCCCGUCUCAGCCCCCAAAAGCCACGUGGCCCCCCAUGAGUCCCAUCUCCCCCCCAUGGCCAUGGCCACGCAGCCCCCCGUGAGCCCCAUCUCACCUCCCGACUGCCACACGGCCCCUCAUGAGCCCCGUCUACCCCCCGACAGCCUAGUGACC